Messenger RNA from Trifolium pratense (red clover), 1188 nucleotides. RefSeq names its product nuclear pore complex protein NUP98A-like. Bases 104 to 1108 code for a protein of 334 amino acids. Lineage: Eukaryota; Viridiplantae; Streptophyta; Magnoliopsida; Fabales; Fabaceae. Gene Ontology annotation, cellular component: nuclear pore; nuclear pore cytoplasmic filaments. The record is from RefSeq and is a predicted model, not a curated record. The transcript has 6 exons. Gene Ontology annotation, biological process: post-transcriptional tethering of RNA polymerase II gene DNA at nuclear periphery; protein import into nucleus; RNA export from nucleus. Gene Ontology annotation, molecular function: structural constituent of nuclear pore.
CCCAAUUUCACCGUAACUUCUUUCUCUGUGUUUUCCCGCUUUCUUAAAUCACAAGUAACACCAACAAUAAUUUGAUCUUGAUUGCUGUUACUAAGAAACAAAGAUGUUUGAUUCAACAAACGGAUCAUCAGUUUUUUGUCAGUAUCCUUCUUUUGGAGGUUUUGGCUCUAGUCCUGCUCAAACUAGUCCAUUUAGUAGUGCCAUCCAAUCAUCACAACCAGCAUUUGGAACCAGCAGCAUAUUUGGUUCCUCGACACCUUUUGGCGCUUUAUCACAGCCAACAUUUGGUUCAACAGGCACCCCGGCGUUUGGUACAACCAGCACACCCGUUUUUGGCAUGUCAAGUGCUCCUGUGUUUGGAACGCAGACUCCCACUCAAGCAUUUGCCAAUACUGCUAUAGAGCAAUCAGAAUUUCAAGGUCGACGGGGUGGAAGUAGAGUAGCUAGUUACUCAGCUACAUUUGUAAUAGAUACUCCCUCAACUCGAAUCGAAAAAUUGGAGUCCGUAUCAGCUAUACCUUUUUACAAAGUUAAAAGCCAUGAGGAGCUAAGAUGGGAGUACUAUGAAUUGGGAAAAAAAGAUAUCGGUACCUCUGCUGAGACUAUUUUUACAUUGGUGUCCAUAUUAGCCAUGCCAGCUUACAAAGAUAAAAGCCAUGAAGAGCUAAGAUGGGAGGACUAUCAAUUGGGAGAUAAAGGUGGUGGAAGUAGCUUCGGUGGAACUCCAGGCAUGUUUGACAGGGCUACCCCCCAGAAUUCCAUCGUUGCACAACAAGCACCGAUCAAUACAAACCCAUUUGGAACACUUCCUGCUUUGCCUCAGAUGUCAAUUGGUCGAGUUGGAAACACUCCUUCCGUUCAAUAUGGUGGACCACUUCCCUCUGCUGUUCAGUCAACUGGUAUGGAAGGAUUUAAUUUAUCUACGAUACAGACAGAUGCCUUUUCGCCUUCACCUGUAUUUGAUCAAUCAUCAGCCAAUCCCUUCUCUAGCACAACUCCUAAUCCUAACCGAUUUGAAGGAAGACAUUCGAUGGGACGUUCAUUGGUGAUUUUGACAAGAACAAUGACUGUGACAGUGGUGAUCAGUGGAUGGAAUAUUUUUGCGUAGACUGUUAGACACAGGUGUGGGCGAGAGCAACUCUUUUAUUCAUUCCAUUUGAGCAAUGUGUCUAGCUCAAAGGAGUUGUA